GAAUAGACCAUAGAUAGUGAAUAGACUGAAUAAGUGACUAGUGAUACUGAGUCAAGCCGAGUCCUCCUCGAGUCUCAACCAAAGAUAUACUAGCAGUGAUUUGACCCUAUGGCCCUCUCCUUUUUCUCUAGUACUCGGUCUUUGUUCUCUCCUUUAAUCUCCAGGAGCAUCACAGUCUCGUGUCCUCUCUAUUUCAAGAAGCCUCUUCUGGGGAAUAGUAAACCUCCAAAACGGCCUCCGUCUUCAUUCUCUUUAUUUGUGAAAGAUAAAUGGGGCGAGUCAAAUAAUGCAGUCAGUUCUACUGAACGUAUGAAGGAGCUUACUAAAAUAUGGUUAGGAAUGACGGCUGAAGAACAGAAAUCCUACAAAGAAUUGUAUAAAAAGCUACAAGAGCAGUAUUUGCAAAAGAGAGAAGAUUUUUUUGGCAAAUUUACAGAGAAAGAGAUUUUGGCAUACAAGAAGAAUUUGGAAAAGUACAAGAAGAAGAUAGAAAAGAGUAAAGAGAAACGCAAGGCCAUAGAAGAAGGCACUUAUGAUCCUCCACCUGGAAGGACCCUUACUGGCUAUAAUCUCUUUAUUGCUGAGCAAACAUCUGCUCCAUUAAUUGGCACAGAGUCUAUUAAAGAGAGAAUGACUGGUGUUGCUGCAAAAUGGAAGUCAUUGAGUAAUGAAGAAAAGCUAGCUUAUAAAGAAGAGGCUGCUGCAGUGACACAGAAAAGAAUAGAGGAAUAUUGUGAGCGACAUCCAGAGUACAUUCAAGUGCUGGAAGCACAGAGGGAAAAUAAAACUGUAAAGAAGAGCUCAAGUGUAGCUUAGACUGCAAUAUGAUCAACUGUAUUAUAAUUGAUUUUGUUAAUAGUUAUUGUGUUUCAACAUUAAUGAUUCCGGACACUUUUGUUUUUGUUCUAUAUUUUAAGACAGCAAUCAAUCAG
Messenger RNA from Amphimedon queenslandica, 932 nucleotides. RefSeq names its product high mobility group B protein 6-like. The coding region runs from base 109 to 816 and encodes 235 amino acids. NCBI's taxonomy places the organism in Eukaryota, Metazoa, Porifera, Demospongiae, Haplosclerida, Niphatidae. The record is from RefSeq and is a predicted model, not a curated record. The transcript is spliced from 6 exons.